This is a messenger RNA of Ogataea angusta, 585 nucleotides long. RefSeq lists its product as uncharacterized. The record is from RefSeq and is a predicted model, not a curated record. Lineage: Eukaryota; Fungi; Ascomycota; Pichiomycetes; Pichiales; Pichiaceae. The transcript has a single exon. Bases 1 to 585 code for a protein of 194 amino acids.
AUGCUGUUGCUUGUGUGUCUGAGCUUCUUCCUGCGUAUUUGUCUAUCCGCCACUAUCACCACCACGGUUGCCUCCGCGGACGCGCAGAAUUUGGUUUUUAGUGCAAAUGCGGGUGUGCUCCAGGUGUUUUUGAACGAUUUUGCUUCUCGGUUCGACGACUAUACUUCAUAUAUGAACUCUGCCGGAAUACCCUUCCCGGGGUCUCUGGUGCAGUUUUAUAUGAACGUUGAGCAGGCAAGCACCAACCAGGCCGCGGUCACCUCAAUGUUGGUGAGCGACUUCCCGAUGUCUGAAUUCAAAACGUACAUUUCUGUCUUCCCGUGGUACAGCUCGCUUCUCUCUGCUGGCGGUGAGUCGACAAUCUACGUGACGGAGGACGUGGUCUCCAAAACGGUCGCCGUGUACGAGGAGUCCAAUAGGUUUGAUCUCAAGGUGGUCUCGGCCACCUCUGCCGUCUCGUCUCUCGCGUCCAGCAUGUCUAGCUCCUCUUCUUCUAGUUCCGCUCUGUCAGCAAACUCCACAGGCGGUGCCGCCAAGUUGAUUGUGCCCGGUUUCGGUCUUAUUCUGUUGGGAAUAUUAAUAUAG